Molecule: messenger RNA, 5717 nt
Organism: Coregonus clupeaformis (lake whitefish)
Lineage: Eukaryota; Metazoa; Chordata; Actinopteri; Salmoniformes; Salmonidae
Product: A-kinase anchor protein 12
Exons: 4
Coding region: 139-4869 (1576 amino acids)
Biological process (GO): signal transduction; regulation of protein kinase C signaling
Cellular component (GO): cytoplasm
Molecular function (GO): calmodulin binding; protein kinase A binding
Source: RefSeq, a predicted model, not a curated record
GAGAGCUCGACUACCCCGGAGCGGUCCUGCGUGGAUGCAUACUUGCUGUCGCUGACUACAUUCUUUUUUUUUUGUCGCGUUUGCCGUGGUUUCCGGACGAGCAGGAGCCAAAUAGGACAAAUAAGUGAGAUUUGCGCCAUGGGAGCACAGACCUCAGCGCAACGGGACGGGAAGAGCCAAGAGGAUGCGUCAGCCGAGAAUCUGAGCUCAGAGGUGAACGCGAUUUCAGAGGGAGAUAGGUUUGUCGAAGCCAAGCUCCAGCAGAAGAAUGGACAGAUCUCCAUCUCCAGUCUGAAUGGGAAGGCAGAUGAACAGACAGAGCUCAAUGGCCACUCAGAGGACAACACCCUGGCAGAGGAAGUUGAUGGCGUGUCCGUGUCUCAGAAGGAGGAGGUUCCUGAGAUGAUGGACUCCCUCCAGGCUGCGGUGGCCCCUCAGGUGAACAGAGAGAAGGAGGAGAAGGAGUCUCCUGACGCCAACAACAUCACCGGUCCUGAAGAGAAGGAGGUUGAGGAGAAACCGGGCGAGGCCAAUGAGGUGGGCUUCAAGAAGAUCUUCAAUUUCAUCGGCUUCAAGUUCACACUGAAGAAGGACAAGAAUGAGAAGACGGACCCGGUGCAGCUGCUGACGUUGAUGGACAAGGAAGUGGAAGGAGAGACUAGCGGGUCUGAGGAAACUAAGGAGGAAGCCGCCACUGCAGAGGAGGGGAAGGCAGCUGAGCCAGAGGCCGCCACCGUUGAGAAUGACGCCUCAGAGACCACAGUUGAGGCUGCAACUCCAGUGGACGCCCCAUCUGAGACUGUGGAUGGAGAGGCUGCAGAUGCAGUCACAGAGGAGGCUGCAGAGGGAGCUGAGGAGGGAGUUGCAGAGAAAGAGCCUGGUGACCCAGCUGCAGCAGCAACUACCCCAUGUGGCCAGGAGGCCACCCUGUCCCCCUUCAGAAGGUUCUUUACACAGGGAAUCUUCUCCAACCAGCGCAAGAAGGCAAGCAACAAGAAGGCCAAAGAGGAGGAACCAAAAGAGAAAGCAACCGAGGAGAAGAUAAAGGAGGUAGAGGAGAAAGCAGAGGCUGUGGUGGAGGAGGAGGGAAUUAAAGCAAAGGAAGAGGUGAAGGAGGUGGAGCCAGUGACAACACCAGAAACUGAGACACCCGAAGCAUCUGCCGAAGAGAUCAAAGAGGAGAUCCAAGCCGAGGUUGCCAUGGAAACCUCAGAAGCCACUAUUACUGAUGACGCCAAACAAGCAGAGGUGGACGUUGAAGAAGCUGUGGAAUCAGUCAAGGCCCCAGUCGAGGUCACCACCGAGGCUGAGCUUCUCUCAUCCCAGGAGAAGGUCAAGGCCCUGGGAAGCCCACUGAAAAAGCUCUUUACUGGGGCCGGCCUGAAGAAGCUCUCUACCAAGAAACAGAAGAAAGACAAGAAAGAUGCGGAGAUCAAGCUGACCGAGUCUGGGGAACAGGCGGCUGAACAGCUCCAGUCCUCCACAGAGUUGGCAGAGGUCCAGAAACCUGACAGUGGGGCAUCAUCCCCAGAGGAGUCUGGUGAGCAUGCCUUUGAGGUGGAGGCCACCCAAGCUGAGGCCAGCCAAGAGGCUGAUGAGGAGGUAACCAGCUCAGAUGAAGGGAAGAAGAAAGAAGGUAUCAUGCCCUGGUCCUCCUUCAAGAAGCUGGUGACGCCCAAGAAACGAUUCAAGAGGCCCUCUGAGAGCGAGGACGAGGCAACUGUUGAGGAGGCCAAGUCGGCCACCCUGUCCUCCAUUGAGAGCGCUGUGUUUGUGGAGAAAAAGAAAGAGGAGGAGCCGGAACUCAUUGAGGAGGAGCCAAAAACCGAAACCACUGAGAAGCUGGAGGGCAGCACAGAGGAGCCCAAAAAGAUGAAGAUGGACACCUCCCUCUCCUGGGAGGCCCUGAUGUGUAUGGGUGGCAACAAGAAGAGGAUCAGGAAGACCUCUGACUCUGAAGAUGAGGAGACCAAAAUUGAAGAGGAGGCACAACCAACUGGAGAAGAGCAGGUUAAGACCGUAGAGUCUCCUCUCGGCAGCUCUGGAGAGGCAGAUCAAGAAAACACUGUGUCGUCCCCCGAACCGUCCACUAGCCCCACCGCAGGAGAGUCCACCUGGGAUACUCUCAAGCGUCUCGUCACCCAUAGAAAGAAGCCCAAAGACGAGAAGACAGAUGAGUCCGGUGGUGAACAGGUCGUCUCAGACAGUGAAAUUCCCAAAGAAGAGUCCUCCUUCUCUCUGAGGAAACUCAUUCCUGGACGCAGAAAGAAGAAGCUGCUUUCCUCCAAUCUGGGGUCUGGCGAGGAAGAUUCCGACACACCAGCCGUGGUCCCUCUCUCAGAGUACGACAAUGAGCACGCUGAGACUAAAGUGGCUGAAACCGAAAUGACAGUGGAGACAGUGGAUUCUGAGGAAGCAGCACCAAUCACUCAGGUCCAAUCGUCCAUUGAAGAGAGAUCCCCCUCUUGGAUCUCAGCCACGGCGGUCAUGGAAAACCUCCAGGAGAUUCCACAUGAUCAGCUAAGCGACAUCCCAGAAGAAGGUGCCACCACCCCCAAGUCUGCUGACACCACCAUCGCCGAGGACAUUGCAGAACAGACCUCAGAGACAGUCGCAUGCCAGGAGCAGGAACCUGAGCUGUAUGUCGCCGAGGCGAUUGCUUCUUCUGUUGCCGAGAACAUUUUAGAGCAUAUCACAGAGGCAGUCACAUGCCAGGAGCCUGAGCUGUUUGUUGCUGAGGUGACUGAAGAGAUGAUCCCAGCCACGAAUGGCGAAACCACCCCUCUGCCCAAUGAGCCCGAGACUCUGGAGGUCCCACAGGAGGCUGUGGAGCUGGUCAGUGAUCUCCCAAGUCUGACUUCUGUGGAAAUCAUAGAGGUCCCACUGGAGGAGGCUGCGUCCGUCCCAGAACCCACAACGCUGAUCGAGUUCGCUGAUAGCAAUUCAAAGCUUGUCUUGAUGGUACAUGAAGAAAUCGAGGCCACCGCCAUCUGCACUGUCCUGGGCACCAAGGAGAUCGCCAAUGUGGCAGUAGAGAAGCCUGUAAUUCCCACCAUGGAGUGUCUAGCUGAGAUCAGCAAUGCUCUGUCCGCUGAGCUGCCGGUAGAAUAUAAGGCUGAUCCACCUGAGGCGGCUGACGCUAAUGAAGACCCAGUGUUUGAAGCUCAAGUGGAGCAGGUCGAAAGCACAUUCCUGGAGAAAACUAUUGAAGACAUCCCAGAGCCUGAGAUAGCCACUGAGGGUAAAGAGCCUGAAUAUGAAAAGUUCGCCACAGUCAAUUAUAUCCAGAUGGAGGCUGAAAUCAUUGAGGCCCCUGCGGUGAAUGAGAACAUCGUGGACCCCAUCGUACCAACUGUCGAAGACUCCAUUGCCGCUGACAUUGUGGAGGUCUCUGAGGCACCUGUCAUUGAGGUCAAAAGUAAAGAAGAGACAGCUGCCGUCGAAGAGAUCGCUGCUGUAGAGGAGGUGAAUGAGCCUGCCGCCCGAGAAAUUGUUACUUCACUAACUGAUGCCAACAAGGCCACAGUCACUGAAGUGUGCGAGACCAUGUACCUCUUCUGCCCACCGUCCGAGUCCUUGGAAACCCAGCAAGUGGAGGUCACAGAAGCCGUGGCAGUGGAAACGGUCUCAGUGGCAGUUGCAGAGACCGCUGGCGAUGACCAAAUUCAAGUGCAGGUGACUGAGGUUGAUGUUACAGAGGCCGAGGAGACAAAGGAGGCAGAGGCCAUGGAGGAGACUGGCUUGGUCAUCACUCAGGUGGUCAUCCAGAGUGCUGUGGAGAAAGUGUCUGAAGCAGAGUCUGAACCCAAAGUUCCUGCCUCUGCCACUGCCACAUUCACAACUGAAGAUGCACUACCAGUCCAGGCAGUAGCAACGAUAGAGAAAGAGAUUGAACAAGUAGCAGAGGAGAAACCUGUCAUUGCUGAAACUCCUGUAGUCCAAGUUGAGGCACCAGCACCAGAAACCCCAGCAGAGGUGCCUGCUGCUCCAGAGGCACCAGCCGAAGCUGUAAAACCACCAAAGGAAGUCCACAAGGCUGUCCAGGUCAUUGAGACAGUUCCAGUCACAGUUGAAAUCACAGAGAGUAUCAUGGAAGAGGUUACCAAGGAGGUGAAGGAUGUUCUCAAAGAGGGAGUAGAGGAAAUAAAACAGGAAGUGGUAUUAAAGCAAGCAAUGGAGGUCAAUGUAAGUGAGGAGAAAGUUGUAGAGGUUGAAGUUGUAGCAGAGGUGGAACAGACAGAGAGUGAGAAAGAUGGAAAGGCAGAGGAGGAGAUCACAGAGGUAGAGAGCAACAUAGAGGCAGUAGAGGUUCUACAAUCUGAGAUAGAGGAAGUAGUUAAGGAAUUCAAACUUGAGGUUCAACAAGCUGAGGUAAUAGAGGUGGUUCAGGAAGUGAUAGCAGAGGUUCCCACUCCAGAGACACCUGAAGAGGAGUCAGAAGCAACGGUUGUGACAGAAGAGUCCCGAAUCCCAGAGGCCCACACAGAGACCGCUGAAGCCCGAGCCCAGCCAGUGGAGAUAACUGCAGAAGUCGUGGUCCCACAGACAGCACAGGUGGUCAUACAGGCGGCAGAGAUCAUUGAAGAAGAGGCAGCGGAGGAAAUAAUGGUGGAGGAGGUGGUGGAAAUCGAUGCCAUUGUAAGCUCACCAGAGACAAAGGAAGCCCUGGCCAAAGAAGACACAACAGACCCUAAACCCACGCCAGACACCCCUGCCACUGAACCCACACCAGACACCCCUGCCCCUGUUCCAACUGCGGUAGAGAAGGCGAUGUCGGUGAAGUGUGCGGAAGUGAUGGUGCAGGGGAUUGAGGAGACGGUGAAGGAGAUGAAACCUAUCUCCUCCACAGAGCUCACAGCAGCAUUAUGAGCAGCUAUAGAUGCAAGAUGGUUGCCUGGGAGACAGACUGUCCUGACCAGGAAUUGAGUGAGAGUGAAAAAGAGAGCGAGUGGAAGCUAUAUGGAGAAACACACAGAGACUGAGCUCCACCCUACCCUGGCCAGAGUGACUGAGUCACUGAGCGACAACUUCACCCCUCUCCUUCCCCCCUGCCUCCUUCGCCCCUGUCCUGCAGCACCAGCCCCUUCACACAGAGAUGACCCUCCCACACACCUGGAGCGAAGCAUCGAUCCCCCUAAACACACACACACGCCAAGCCACAGUCCUAGUCCCCGCACAUCUGAAGCUUCCCAUCUGGCUUGUAAUCCAUGUGAUGUACGCUUGCUGUCUUGAUGACCUUCCAUCGCCCUUGCUGCAACUCGGGAGUCGGCUGUCCCAUGGAGAGUGUGGUGUGUGUGUGUGUGUAAGAGUUAAGCGUGAGUGCAAGAAAGAGUGUGUGUGUGUGAUCUCAGAGUUGGAGGAUUAUUAUCUUGUAUAUUGUAUUUAUAUUUUAUGAGUAUUUUCUCAUUCCCCCCUUCCCCCCAUCCUUUAUCUUUUAUAUUUCUGAUUGUAUAGAAUAUGUGCCCCAAUGUAUGGAUUUUGCAGAAAUUCUACCUUAACCAUGGUACAGAUGUGAUUUCACUGCAGUGUCCGCUAUCAUUGACUACAGACAAUGACUUAUGUGAAUAGACAGGGCGUGAGGUGAAAGCCAAUAGAAGUGCAACAAUCUUUCAAUAUUUAACCUUUGAUAUGUUCUCUGUCACAUUGUACUUCCCUUCACCGUUCAGUCUGAAAAUAUAUGUUCAGCUACUACUGUAGAUAAAGCAUACUUCACUGCC